Talaromyces marneffei is the source of this 654-nucleotide messenger RNA. RefSeq lists its product as uncharacterized. The record is from RefSeq and is a predicted model, not a curated record. Gene Ontology annotation, molecular function: acyltransferase activity, transferring groups other than amino-acyl groups. Lineage: Eukaryota; Fungi; Ascomycota; Eurotiomycetes; Eurotiales; Trichocomaceae. Bases 1 to 654 code for a protein of 217 amino acids. The transcript has a single exon.
AUGGCUAGCAAGGAAGUAUCUACAUUCUACACCCACCAGACCAACCUUCGCGAUAUAUCCCAACCAAUGUCAAUUCUUCAACCUCUAUUCAAACCACUUGUUCUUCGCAUUCCCCAGGAAAAGGACCUGCAACCGUUAAUCGACGUACUAGCCAACCCCGUUAACACAAAGAAUGAUCUAUCGGUUGCCUCGUCGACUCCUCAAGAACGAGAGUCUGUAUGUCGCCAAUGGUUGAACAUCAAUGAACCCUUGAAUCACCUGAAUUUUGCUGUGAUUCAUACCGCCAAUGACCAGGAAGAAGUUCUUGGUAUUGCAGGACUAGGUUGGAUCGGUCCCGCGAAAACAGAAAAUAAUAAAAAUAGUGACGGAUCUGCGAGAGCCGGCGCUGCUGGCGUGAUGGUUAAUCCCGCGGCAAGACGGAAAGGUAUUGGCUCAGAGGCCUUGAAGAUGGUUAUUGAUUAUGGAUUAAAUGUGUUGGGAUUGAUCGAGGUGAGGAUCGGGACUCCGUCAUCCAAUACUGCUAUGCGUAGGGUGAUGGAGGUGCGAUUUCAGAUGCAGCCCGAUGAUAAUGAAGAGAAAAGUGAUCGUUUUGGGAACGAUUUACUCUGGCGGAUUAACAAAGAGAGAUGGUUGCGAUAUCUCGAACAGGAAUGA